This is a messenger RNA of Bipolaris sorokiniana ND90Pr, 1103 nucleotides long. RefSeq lists its product as uncharacterized. Bases 17 to 811 code for a protein of 264 amino acids. The transcript is spliced from 8 exons. Gene Ontology annotation, cellular component: mitochondrion. Gene Ontology annotation, biological process: fatty acid beta-oxidation. Gene Ontology annotation, molecular function: enoyl-CoA hydratase activity. The record is from RefSeq and is a predicted model, not a curated record. NCBI's taxonomy places the organism in Eukaryota, Fungi, Ascomycota, Dothideomycetes, Pleosporales, Pleosporaceae.
GAACAAACUAGAAGCCAUGAGCCUCUCGAACGCAGAAUCGCCGAGUCUCAUUGUGUCCAUCAAGGAUGAUGGAAUCGCCAUUCUAGAACUGAAUAGACCGAAAAAAAGGAACGCACUAUGCCAGGCUUUGAUCGAUGAGCUGAUCACGGCUUUGCGUCAAAUUGAUCGCAACCCCACGAUAUUCGCUACCGUCUUGACCAGCUCUGGCCCAUUCUGUGCUGGCGCAGAUCUAACUGAACUGGCGAAGCUUACGACAGCUGAGGCAACCUGUGUGGGAUGGCUCAAAGACCUGAAUGAAGCGUUCUCAAGUUUUCGGAAGCCUAUUCUGGCAGCUGUGAGGGGUUUUGCAUUAGGCGGUGGCUUUGAACUCGCACUUAUGUGUGACAUGGUUUACGCAACAGCAGAUGCGCGAUUUGGUUUCCCAGAGAUUACCCUGGGCACGAUACCGGGAGCAGGUGGCACGCAAAGGCUCACCAAGACCAUUGGAAAGCAGAAGGCGAUGGAACUUAUAUUAACUGGUGCAACCACCUCGGCAACGGAGAUGGAACGUCUAGGCGUUGUGAAUAGGGCUGUCCCCAACGGAGAAGAUGUAUUGGAGGUGGCGACAGCAAUGGCACGGACUAUUGCGUCGUUUUCAGCGCCAGCGAUUGGGCUAGCUAAACAAGCUGUUCUAGCAGCGGAGACGACAACCUUGAAGGCGGGGUUAGAGAUUGAGCGUGCAUUGUACUACAGCAGCUUCUCACUUGAGGAUUGUCGCGAAGGUGUUGCGGCUUUCAAGGAGAAACGAAAAGCAAGUGUCCAACACCGUUAAAUGGCAGGGGCAAUGGAAAGCUCGGAGCAAAUCGUCUGUUGGAACUCCCGAUUCGGGCCUUCUAGUCGGACUAGGCUUUUUGUGAUAACACGUCCGCGCCAUAAAUUAAGGUGUUUAUCUGAGCCCCGCCACGCGGACAAAUUAUAUGCGGGGGUGUUAAGCGCUUUGACAGGUACCAUGAGACUGGCUUGGCAGUGAUAAGUAGCUGUGUUAUUCCUUCCGGCUCGUUGCCAAGGUUUUGUAUUUUAGGCUGCAGACUGCAACAUUCGAUACCAAGAUUUCACAAUGCACC